Strongylocentrotus purpuratus (purple sea urchin) is the source of this 1044-nucleotide messenger RNA. RefSeq lists its product as uncharacterized. NCBI's taxonomy places the organism in Eukaryota, Metazoa, Echinodermata, Echinoidea, Camarodonta, Strongylocentrotidae. The transcript is spliced from 2 exons. Bases 1 to 1044 code for a protein of 347 amino acids. Gene Ontology annotation, molecular function: nucleic acid binding; zinc ion binding. The record is from RefSeq and is a predicted model, not a curated record.
AUGUCUCCGAGGAAACGAAAAGCCGAUCUUGAGAGAGAGAUCAGGGAGUUAAAGGCAGAACUCAGCAUCGCCAAGAAACAAAUCGGCAAGCCGAAUGAUAUCGACAAUGACAAUGAUGCCACUACUUGUGGCUGGGAGGAGUCAGAGCAGCGUGUUCGUCUUCUCACCUGUCUCCGAGGUGAUGCAGCCGAUUUUGUCUUCCAGCAGCUCGCCCCCGACGACAUCGCUGACUUCGUGAAUUUGAUAUCUGCGCUCGAGCAUCGUUUUGCUGCAAGGAAGACGCCUUCUACGUUUGUGUCGCAGCUAGAAUUACGCCGUCUUGGUCAGAAGGAAUCAAUUGCUGACUAUGCUGCAGAUAUUCGCCGCCUCACGACAUUUGGCUACCCGACGGCGGAUGCUGCAACAAGAGAAAUGAUCGGGACCCGCCAUUUUCUUCGAGGGCUUGGUGAUAGCUCUAUGGCUAUGGCUAUAGGGAUGCGAGAGCCAUCGACUCUCCAAGAAGCUCGGGAGAUUGCUGAGCGAUUUCACCAUCUCCAAGAGGAAUCCGGCAGAGGAGCUCGACAAAUCCGAUCGGUGUCAGCGACGUCAGAGGACGCGGUGAACAAUGAAAAGUAUAUUGAGUUAAGGCGCCGCAUCAUCUCCAUUGAUGAGCGAAUUGAACAACUAACUAAACUUUUUCUGCAGCCGCCACGAGAUGAUCCAGAACGACCAGCGAGACAGCCGAGAGAGCAGCAACCUCGUGAUCGACCACCACCUCGUUGCUAUAAUUGUCAGAAGCUUGGUCAUCUUGCCCGUAACUGUCGUGUACCACCCCAAAAUGGUGGCCAAAUUCCUGCACCCCAGUAUUUUAGCAGUCGACCGAACUGGGUGCCACAACAACCGCCACAACCUCCACAAUGGCAGCAACCUCUUCCUUUUCAGCCGCAGCUGCCGCAGCAACAAUUCCCGCCACCCCGGCAGUGGCAGCAACGCGUACCAUUCCAGCCGCAACCACCGAAACAACAGGCAGCAGAACCAGCCAGGGACAAUACUUCGGGAAACUAA